This is a messenger RNA of Plectropomus leopardus (leopard coralgrouper), 1869 nucleotides long. Its product is annotated as multidrug and toxin extrusion protein 1-like. Gene Ontology annotation, cellular component: membrane. The record is from RefSeq and is a predicted model, not a curated record. Gene Ontology annotation, biological process: xenobiotic detoxification by transmembrane export across the plasma membrane. NCBI's taxonomy places the organism in Eukaryota, Metazoa, Chordata, Actinopteri, Perciformes, Serranidae. Gene Ontology annotation, molecular function: antiporter activity; xenobiotic transmembrane transporter activity.
GAGAUUUGAAAAUAUGACAGAGAGGACCAACGCUGCAGUGGAAAAACCUGCAUCUGGUCCUGCAGACAUGGAGGCGGCUAGUGACAGGCUUUUCUGCUGCAGGUGGGUGCGCCACAGGGUGCCCCUGGCCCACAGAGAGGAACUGUACCACAUCCUGAGGAUGACAGGGCCUCUGUUGCUCUCUCGAAUCCUUCAAUACCUGCUCCCAUUUGUGGUUACAAUGUUCUGUGGGCGUCUGGGAAAUGAAGUGAUGGCAGGCUAUGGAUUAGCUUCUGCUGCCAUUAAUGUUAGCACUGCAGCAACGGGAUGUGGUCUGGGACUGGCAUGUGAUACUUUGGUGUCUCAGACAUUUGGUGGUAAGAACCUGCUGCGGGUGGGAGUGAUCCUCCAGCGGGGAAUCAUCAUCCUGCUGUUGUUCUGUCUGCCCUGCUGGGGUCUGCUCAUUAAUGCCCAGGCCAUCCUGCUUUGCAUGGGCCAGGACCCUGAGGUGGCAAGAAUAGCCCAGCUAUAUAUGACAGCCUUCCUCCCAGCUGUACCAGCAAUGUUUCUAUAUUAUCUUCAGGUGUCCUAUCUGCAGAACCAGGGUAUAAUACUGCCGCAAUUGUACACUGCUGUCAUGGCAAACAUAGCCAAUGUGAUGACGAACUACAUCUUCCUAUACCCACUGGAUCUUGGUGUGAAUGGAUCUGCAGCAGCCAACACUCUGUCUCAUAUUUACAUCUGUGCUUUUCUGUUUGCUUACAUUUGGUGGAAGAAGCUCCAUGUAACAACAUGGGGAGGCUGGUCAGUAGAUGCACUUCAGGAGUGGGGCUCCUACAUGAAACUGGCCGUUCCCAGUACAUUAAUGACAUGUUUUGAGUGGUGGAUUUAUGAGUUUGGGGGAUUCUUUGCAGGAAUGCUGAGUGAAGACGAGCUGGCAGCCCAACAUGCUACAAUAAUGGUGGCAUUCAUCGUCUACAUGUUCCCUCUUGGUGUUCAAGCUGCAGCGUGUGCCCGAGUGGGUAAUGCUCUCGGUGCAGGAGACACUGCCAGGGCGCUUCUUGCCACCAAGUUGUCCUUCGCUCUUGCAGUUAGCUUUGCAGUUGUUGAAGGUCUUGUGCUUGGCUCAACUAAAACAGUGAUUGGCUUCAUCUUCACUUCUGAUGAGAAGAUUAUCAGUCUGGUCUCCCAUCUGAUGAAUGCUUACUGUUUCCUUCAGUUCUUUGAUGGUCUUGUGUGUGUGUGCACAGGCAUUUUCUUGGGCACGGGUAAACAGAAGAUACCAGCUGUGGCCAAUUUCAUAGGAUACUACCUCAUAGGACUUUCACUGUGCGUUACUUUAAUGUUUGUUGCAAAGCUGAGAGUUUUAGGCUUUUGGCUGGGACUGCUCAUUUCUGUCAUUAUACAGUCCACGUUCUACAUGAUCAUCAUCUUCUACAAACUCAACUGGAAGAAAAUGACAGAGGAGGCUGUGAAACGAGCUCAGAAAAAGACGCACAUGACAUUAAUGAGCACAGCUGCCCUGUCAGAUGUCCACACAGUGAGUAAUAGCAAUUCAGUGGAUGGCUACACGUCUGUGAGCACAGAGUGUCAUGAUGGAAAUGCAGAGACAUGGGGUGGACAUGUGGUGCAGCACGUGAAGGAUGGUCGUCUCUCCACUGCCCAGCUGAUUGUCCGGCGAGGCCUCACCAUGUUUGCGGCAGUUGCACUUCUGGCAGUGGGAGUAUGUGUGUAUUUUCUUGUGCCCUUGCCAGAGAUCCUGCCAUCAGAGACCAACUCUACUUUGGACUGGAUCAAUACAACAUAUACUCCUGAUCAAAUUUUCACCACUUUGCUGGAUCCAAUAGAGGGAUAACCUUGAGAUCCUUGAUUGUAAAAUUAAAUUUUGUG